Molecule: messenger RNA, 2642 nt
Organism: Homo sapiens (human)
Lineage: Eukaryota; Metazoa; Chordata; Mammalia; Primates; Hominidae
Gene: FKBP10
Product: FKBP prolyl isomerase 10
Exons: 11
Coding region: 32-1837 (601 amino acids)
Cellular component (GO): endoplasmic reticulum lumen; mitochondrial intermembrane space; membrane
Molecular function (GO): calcium ion binding; peptidyl-prolyl cis-trans isomerase activity; FK506 binding
Source: RefSeq, a predicted model, not a curated record
CUCACUGCCGGCGGUCCCAACUCCAGGCACCAUGUUCCCCGCGGGCCCCCCCAGCCACAGCCUCCUCCGGCUCCCCCUGCUGCAGUUGCUGCUACUGGUGGUGCAGGCCGUGGGGAGGGGGCUGGGCCGCGCCAGCCCGGCCGGGGGCCCCCUGGAAGAUGUGGUCAUCGAGAGGUACCACAUCCCCAGGGCCUGUCCCCGGGAAGUGCAGAUGGGGGAUUUUGUGCGCUACCACUACAACGGCACUUUUGAAGAUGGCAAGAAGUUUGAUUCAAGCUAUGAUCGCAACACCUUGGUGGCCAUCGUGGUGGGUGUGGGGCGCCUCAUCACUGGCAUGGACCGAGGCCUCAUGGGCAUGUGUGUCAACGAGCGGCGACGCCUCAUUGUGCCUCCCCACCUGGGCUAUGGGAGCAUCGGCCUGGCGGGGCUCAUUCCACCGGAUGCCACCCUCUACUUCGAUGUGGUUCUGCUGGAUGUGUGGAACAAGGAAGACACCGUGCAGGUGAGCACAUUGCUGCGCCCGCCCCACUGCCCCCGCAUGGUCCAGGACGGCGACUUUGUCCGCUACCACUACAAUGGCACCCUGCUGGACGGCACCUCCUUCGACACCAGCUACAGUAAGGGCGGCACUUAUGACACCUACGUCGGCUCUGGUUGGCUGAUCAAGGGCAUGGACCAGGGGCUGCUGGGCAUGUGUCCUGGAGAGAGAAGGAAGAUUAUCAUCCCUCCAUUCCUGGCCUAUGGCGAGAAAGGCUAUGGGACAGUGAUCCCCCCACAGGCCUCGCUGGUCUUUCACGUCCUCCUGAUUGACGUGCACAACCCGAAGGACGCUGUCCAGCUAGAGACGCUGGAGCUCCCCCCCGGCUGUGUCCGCAGAGCCGGGGCCGGGGACUUCAUGCGCUACCACUACAAUGGCUCCUUGAUGGACGGCACCCUCUUCGAUUCCAGCUACUCCCGCAACCACACCUACAAUACCUAUAUCGGGCAGGGUUACAUCAUCCCCGGGAUGGACCAGGGGCUGCAGGGUGCCUGCAUGGGGGAACGCCGGAGAAUUACCAUCCCCCCGCACCUCGCCUAUGGGGAGAAUGGAACUGGAGACAAGAUCCCUGGCUCUGCCGUGCUAAUCUUCAACGUCCAUGUCAUUGACUUCCACAACCCUGCGGAUGUGGUGGAAAUCAGGACACUGUCCCGGCCAUCUGAGACCUGCAAUGAGACCACCAAGCUUGGGGACUUUGUUCGAUACCAUUACAACUGUUCUUUGCUGGACGGCACCCAGCUGUUCACCUCAGGGGAAACUGACGCAGGGAGCCAUGAGCCCUCGAGGCCACACUUUAGGGGGCAGAGGCAUGACUACGGGGCCCCCCAGGAGGCGACUCUCGGGGCCAACAAGGUGAUCGAAGGCCUGGACACGGGCCUGCAGGGCAUGUGUGUGGGAGAGAGGCGGCAGCUCAUCGUGCCCCCGCACCUGGCCCACGGGGAGAGUGGAGCCCGGGGAGUCCCAGGCAGUGCUGUGCUGCUGUUUGAGGUGGAGCUGGUGUCCCGGGAGGAUGGGCUGCCCACAGGCUACCUGUUUGUGUGGCACAAGGACCCUCCUGCCAACCUGUUUGAAGACAUGGACCUCAACAAGGAUGGCGAGGUCCCUCCGGAGGAGUUCUCCACCUUCAUCAAGGCUCAAGUGAGUGAGGGCAAAGGACGCCUCAUGCCUGGGCAGGACCCUGAGAAAACCAUAGGAGACAUGUUCCAGAACCAGGACCGCAACCAGGACGGCAAGAUCACAGUCGACGAGCUCAAGCUGAAGUCAGAUGAGGACGAGGAGCGGGUCCACGAGGAGCUCUGAGGGGCAGGGAGCCUGGCCAGGCCUGAGACACAGAGGCCCACUGCGAGGGGGACAGUGGCGGUGGGACUGACCUGCUGACAGUCACCCUCCCUCUGCUGGGAUGAGGUCCAGGAGCCAACUAAAACAAUGGCAGAGGAGACAUCUCUGGUGUUCCCACCACCCUAGAUGAAAAUCCACAGCACAGACCUCUACCGUGUUUCUCUUCCAUCCCUAAACCACUUCCUUAAAAUGUUUGGAUUUGCAAAGCCAAUUUGGGGCCUGUGGAGCCUGGGGUUGGAUAGGGCCAUGGCUGGUCCCCCACCAUACCUCCCCUCCACAUCACUGACACAGCUGAGCUUGUUAUCCAUCUCCCCAAACUUUCUCUUUCUUUGUACUUCUUGUCAUCCCCACUCCCAGCCCCUUUUCCUCUAUGUGACAGCUCCCUAGGACCCCUCUGCCUUCCUCCCCAAUCCUGACUGGCUCCUAGGGAAGGGGAAGGCUCCUGGAGGGCAGCCCUACCUCUCCCAUGCCCUUUGCCCUCCUCCCUCGCCUCCAGUGGAGGCUGAGCUGACCCUGGGCUGCUGGAGGCCAGACUGGGCUGUAGUUAGCUUUUCAUCCCUAAAGAAGGCUCCUUUCCCUAAGGAACCAUAGAAGAGAGGAAGAAAACAAAGGGCAUGUGUGAGGGAAGCUGCUUGGGUGGGUGUUAGGGCUAUGAAAUCUUGGAUUUGGGGCUGAGGGGUGGGAGGGAGGGCAGAGCUCUGCACACUCAAAGGCUAAACUGGUGUCAGUCCUUUUUUCCUUUGUUCCAAAUAAAAGAUUAAACCAA